Penicillium arizonense is the source of this 1020-nucleotide messenger RNA. RefSeq names its product fungal specific transcription factor domain-containing protein. The record is from RefSeq and is a predicted model, not a curated record. Gene Ontology annotation, molecular function: zinc ion binding; DNA binding. The transcript has 3 exons. Gene Ontology annotation, biological process: DNA-templated transcription. The coding region runs from base 1 to 1020 and encodes 339 amino acids. Gene Ontology annotation, cellular component: nucleus. Lineage: Eukaryota; Fungi; Ascomycota; Eurotiomycetes; Eurotiales; Aspergillaceae.
AUGGCACGCUACCUCGAGCGUUUCUCCGACGAUCCAGAAGUGCGACAAAAGACCAAGGAGUUCUUCUCAGCCGCCAAAGUCUCCCUGAAAAUGGAUAUUGAUAACGUCUGCCUCGAUACUAUCCAUGCAAGCAUCCUGGUAGGAAAUCUUUGCGGAGCUGAAGGAGAGACCGUAGGCGAAGCACUGUUCUUCGGAGUCGCCUUUAGAAUGGCACAUGUUCUUCACUUGCCAGAGCCCGAUGCUACAGAUGACAGUAUUACACAGGAGAUCAAGGUGCGAACCUGGUGGUCAUUGUACAUGAUAGACACAUGGUCCUCAGCGGGACUAAACCUACCCCGACAAAUGUACGACAAAGGCCAAAAUCGUCUUCCCAUGCCUGAAACCAGUUUCUGGUCCCUUGAAACAGGAGAUAAUCUAGAGAAUGAUGCCCAACUCGGGGUUGGUCUCUGGGGAUACAUGGUGAUCCUCGCCCGAAUUUUCAGCCAUAUUCAGGAUCUCCAUGUGAGACUCGCUGAUGGAGCUCUAGAUGAGCACCAAGCCGAAGCAAUCACCGAAAGGCUAGCGCAUGAGUUUGACAAAUAUCUUCAAGAUCUUCCGUCGAAUUUACAUUUUACCGUUGACAACCUGAAACAGCAUGCAACGGCAGGCCUUGGGCGGGCAUUUGUCGCGCUUCAUCUUGGUUAUCACCACUAUGCUACGUUGCUCUAUUUCCAAUAUUUUGAUACACAGCUUCAGAGGACCCCCAGUCGCACUAUAUUUGUUGCUCGCUGCAAGUAUCAUGCUGCCUCUUUCAGUGAUCUGUUGAAGUUGUCCCACGAGACCGAAGAUUGCGAAGCUUUUUAUCUCAUUGUGGCCCAUAUGACAGUUGUUUCUUCUUCUGCGCUGCUACACACGUUGUUAUUUGGGAGCCAGGAUGAGUUACUUGAUACAAGAAAACGACUAUACUUGAAUUUUGAGAUACUGUUGAAGCUGAAGCAGUUUUGGCCAGGUGUGGAUUUGAUGGUGAGAUCUACCAACUGA